Molecule: messenger RNA, 757 nt
Organism: Paramecium pentaurelia
Lineage: Eukaryota; Ciliophora; Oligohymenophorea; Peniculida; Parameciidae
Source: the annotation of a GenBank genome assembly
AUGGACUUAUAUCACUAUCUCUUUAAAUUCAUAAUUGUUGGAGAUACAAGUAAUAAACAUAAUACUUAAAUAUUAAAGGUGUAGGAAAGAGUUGUCUUCUACUUAAUUACACAGAAGGGAAAUUUAAAGAGGAACAUGAUGCUACUAUUGGUGUAGAAUUUGGAUCUUAAGCAUUCAAACAUAAGAAUAAACAAUUUAAAAUAUAAAUUUGGGAUACAGUAUUAUAUUAUAAUUAAAGUUAGGCUGGUUAAGAAUCUUUUAGAUCAAUUACUCGUUCAUAUUACAAGGGGUUUGUUAUAUUAUAAUUUAUUAUAGUUCAAUAGGGGUUUUACUUGUUUUUGAUAUUACAAAUCGAUAGUCAUUCCAUAAUAUUGUUAGAUGGUAUAAUGAAAUAUUGGAUUGUGCUCAUGAAUCAGUAGAUAUAGUAAUUGUUGGCAAUAAAAUUGAUUUGGAGAGCGAGUAAAUAAAUAAUAUAAAUAGACGCUAAGUUUCAGCAGAUGAGGGGAAACAAUUUGCAGAAUAAUAUAGAAUACAUUAUAUUGAAACUUCAGCUAAAACAGGAUAAUUUGUAGAUUCAGUGUUUUAAUAAAUGGCAAUGCGAAUCUAUGAUAAGAUAGAAAAUAAAUUAAUAGAUUAGAAUAAUGAAAAUUUAGGUAUUAAAUUAGGCACAUUUUACAGAAAUGAUGAAGAAGAUGAUAAAGAAUUAUAAACAAGUUUAGGAUAAAAGAAGAAAAAAAAGAAUGAUGAUUGUUGUUGA